Molecule: messenger RNA, 1892 nt
Organism: Erpetoichthys calabaricus (reedfish)
Lineage: Eukaryota; Metazoa; Chordata; Cladistia; Polypteriformes; Polypteridae
Product: transmembrane protease serine 9-like
Exons: 11
Coding region: 10-1761 (583 amino acids)
Biological process (GO): proteolysis
Molecular function (GO): serine-type endopeptidase activity
Source: RefSeq, a predicted model, not a curated record
AUUAGAGUCAUGCAGGGAGUGUAUUGGAGCGCCAUCACUGCUGUCUGUCUGGGAAUGGCAGGUGUCUUUGGACACGAGAUUACUGAUGGGAAUGAAGCCAAACCUCAUAGCCGACCUUACAUGGCACGUUUGCUGAUACACACAGAGACUGGCACUGUGGGCUGUGGAGGGUUCCUCAUUCUUCCAAACUUCAUCCUGACUGCUGCUCAUUGCAAUGAAGGGAGCAUUACUGCAUUGCUUGGAGCUCAUGAUUUGUCAAAACAGGAAAACUUCAGGCAGAAGAUACCUGUGCAGAUGCACAUACCCCAUGAAAAUUACACAAAAGCGGUGAAGGAGAACGACAUCAUGCUUCUAAAGCUGAGUCACAGUGCUGAUAUGGACACACCUCAUGUGAAGCUCAUCAGACUCGCGCAGAAAGGCGAGAUCAUCCCUCCUGACUCCCCAUGCUCGGUGGCUGGAUGGGGCCGCACCAGUUCCAAUGGGACUGCCAGCAGUGUGCUGAGAGAGGUGAACGUGUCAAUCCAGAAUCAGUGCGUAUCCCCCUUACAGAUCUGUGCGAGAGGCACUGGCAGCAAGGGCACCUGUUUUGGAGACUCAGGCGGACCACUGGUCUGUUUAACCAGUAGUUUUGCAGCAGUGGGGAUUGUGUCGACAAGUGAUACUAGUAACUGUGAAGACCCUCACCACCUGGACAUCUAUACAAAGCUGUCCGUGUACAGUGACUGGAUUGAAAGCAAAAUCAGCUCCAGUUCUUCUAAACCCCAAGAAGACAGCAUCACGACAUGCAGAGAAAAAUCGCCAGAACCCACGAUUACCAAGUCCGUCAUGGGGAAGAAGAAGGCUAAACAGAGCUGCAGCCCAAGCGGAGGUCCCACGCUCAUCAUGGCCGAUGCUCAAGAGGAGCUACGGAGCAACUACAUGGGUCGGGAAAGGCCUCCGGAGGAAAAAGACUACCACGAGCUAGCUGGGAUAGAACCCCCCAAACCCAGCCCCAAACCUGAUAUUGAUUUGGAUUACGAAGGUGCCUCCAGAGGCCAGAUCAUCGGUGGACGUGAAUCCAAGCCCCACAGCCGGCCCUACAUGGCCUUCUUGGAGAUUGAAACAGAGAAAGACACAAUGACCUGUGGAGGCUUCCUGAUUAACCCUAGCUUCAUUCUGACUGCCGCCCACUGCAAGGGACGUUACAUCACGGCACUUCUGGGGGUUCAUAAUCGCUUAAAACCUGAAAAUUCCAUGCAGAGGAUUGAAGUACAAGAGAUCAUCCCCCAUGAAAAGUACAACCAAACAACAAGCACACAUGACAUCAUGCUUCUGAAGCUGAAAAGGAAGGCAAAACUCACAGAUAAAGUGAAGACCAUCAGCCUUCCCAAAAAAGGACAGGACAUACCCCCCAACACGGUCUGCUUUGUUGCAGGAUGGGGCAACACUAAGAACAAUGGGAAAGACAGCAAGGUGCUGAGAGAAGUGAACAUGACGGUCCUGGACAUUAACAAGUGUACAGCUGCAAAAAAAUACAACUUGAUGAAUUCAGUGAUCUGCACGAGUGGCGCUGGCAUCAAGGGCACCUGUGAUGGAGACUCUGGGGGUCCAUUGGUCUGUCCAGUCAGCAAGAGAAAACAGGCAGCUGUGGGGAUUGUAUCUUUCCGUUAUGCUGAUAAGCAGCGGCGUUGCAAGGAUCCUGGACGUAUUAAUAUCUACACGAAGGUGACAGCAUACCAGAAGUGGAUUGACAAAAACCUCAGGGCUGAAUCCCUUGUGUGAUAAGCCCCCUAUUUCACAGCCUGCCUCUUUGGAAAUGGAGAGAGAGAGAGAGAGAGAGAGAGAGAAAGAGAGAGAGAGAGAGAGAGAGGGAGAGAGAGAGAGAGAGAGAGAGAGAGAGAGAGAGAGAGAGA